GGUGGCGGGAAAGCGCUUCCAUAACUGCGUCUACUAGCGGUAGGCGAGUGAAGAAAUGAAAGCGAAGCAGUCUCGAAAUGGAUGCAGCCUACCAAACUCACUGACAAUGUUGAGAUUCGAUUUUGGCACGAAGAUUGCGCCAAAUCGCUCAUAUGGAUUGGCAACAUUUUCCUUGGAAUAGAGAAAUUAAGUGUCGAAAUGUCCAUGGAAGACAGAGGUGGUCUGCAAAAGCCCAGAGAAAUAGAGACAAACUGAUUUAAUACAUUUCCAACCAUGGAAAGCGAUAAUGGUGCCGUGAGAGAAGGUGUGUUGGUACCUGUGCUACCAGGUUCGAAAAAGUUCGACAACAGCAUUCGGCCUCCACUGCAAAACUCGUACAUGUACAAGGAGUCUAAGCAGUCUUUCAGAUACAACUCUGCUUUCUUGAUAAACAAUGCUACUCUGCAGGAACGGUAUGAGGCUUUCAGAACAAAGAGAAGAGACAUGGGAUACACAGAGGAAGAAAUGGAGGAGUCCUAUGGCUUCUUGCUGUUUGACGACGAAAAUAAGGCAAAUAGAGUGGGAGAAACUGGUGUUGUCCCUGGACACAGCACAUGUACCACACUUGGAGAUCCUUCAAAGGGUGUGUACGUGUCCAAGUACUCGGACUGCCUGGACUUAAACCGCUGGUACCACGGGAAGUCUGGAUACAUCACCAUCAUCAGGCUCACCAAGGGCAGGGUCAGAGAAGUGACUGAGAACUACACAGUAAACUACACCUCUCCCUCUAAUGGGUUUGACUGUCAUGUAUCAGAGCAGCUCAGUUCUGUGUCAGCCAACACCAGCUCCUUCCUGGCCUUCGAGAGAACACAGUACUACAUGUAUGAGCUGCCUGUUGGAGGGGCAGUCCAGCCUCCCAGCCAUGUCUGCCCAUUCGCUAUCGUGGCUUUCUCCUAUUGGGAUACCAAGACACCCGCAUCAGAGGAGAAGGAGAAAAGUGAGGAAGAAAAAACAGUCUUUCACUACUAUCCGUGGAGGGGCCAGCUCCAAAUCAGCUCUCAGAUCUACCAUGUGGGUCUGAAGUCCAGCACAGGACCCCUAAUCCCAGCUAAACUUCCAACAAUGAUGUCAGUUGACGGAGCAAUUCAAAUGUCAGAUCUGAGGCAGAAAUUACCGAAGGCUAUAUUUGAAACCUGUUUCUCCGGUGAAGUGUCUCUGGAAGGAAUGGGUUGCAGUCUGUAUGAGCUUUCACCCAGUGAGGCUGAAGACACCUCUCUCUCUCAGCUCACACAGGGCCUCAAGGAGAAAGACCUGGCCCUCACAAUACAACUGAAUGAUAAUGGUUUUCUUAUACUGUUACAUUCAUCUCACUUCCUCACUUAUGAAGAUACUGGGUCCAGUAAGCCAGAGGUAUUGCAGGGGAUGUUUGUGUUUCCAGACUCCAGAGCUAUACAUAGAGACACCAAGGUCUGCUGGAAGAAGCCCUUCCUCUCACCAGAGUGCCUCCAGGUGGUGCCUGCACUGAACUACGCAGAGACAGAGGUGGAAAAGUGCCUCCCUUCACCAAGCGGGGAGCUACGUGGUUUACUAGAGCAGCAUAUCCAGAGCUACGCUUCCCUCAUCCACCCUGGGCUUACCAUCAGUCCAUCCAGGGAGGCCAGCAUCUUCCCAGAUCAGUUUGACGUUCCGGACGCCCUCAAAUACCUAUACUCCGCCCCCAAGUGGACUGAGAUGGGAUGGAAACGUCUCAAAUCUUAUUUCCACCAGCCUGGCUCCUUUGAGCUGUCGGUGUCCAGAGCCACGGAGCUUCUGGUGGCAGGGCGAGAGGAGCGAGGAGAUGAGCCGGAUGAUGAUGUCUACUACUGUCUGUCAUCUCCAGAGGGGUCCCCCAUGAGUCCUGCUAGUCUGGGUGGCCCAGAGGAGCAGCAGUCAGGGGGAAAGUCCCCAGGAGACACAGCUGACACAGCAGCAGACUUUAGUAAAGCACUUGCAGUGUCAAUGGAGGACUUUGAGAAACCUGGUAAGACUAUGGAAGACAGUAAUGCACCAGACAAAGCAGUAAAGGAAGGGAAUAACUUGCUUUUGAAGGAAGUGCAAGAAAGGUUGCCCUCUGAUCUUAGCAAGCCUCUAAUCCCUGCAGAGGAUUUUGCGAAACCUGACUUGAACAAGGCACACAGUAAAGCACCAGGGACAACUUUGCCUCCAAAAGAGGUGCAGGAGGAGCUCACCUCUGAUCUUUCUCAGCCUUCUGUGUCGGCAGAUGACUCUGAAAAACCUGGGAAGACCAAGGCUGACUGUAAUGCACCAGGGGUAAGAACAGAGGAUGAAGGGACAAGUUUGAUCCCAGAGGAGGUUGAAGUUGAUGUACAAGAAAAGGUGCAUUCUGAUCUUUUAGAGCCUGCAGUCUCUGCAGAGGACUUGAGGAAAGCUGACCUGGCAGCAUUGGGCAAGGCAGACUGCAACGCACCAGAGGUAGGAGUAGCAAAUGAAGAGACUAACUUUUACCUGAAGGAGGUGCAAAAGGAUAUGCCCUCUGGUGUUUCACAGCUUCCAGUCUCUGCAGAGGUCUUGAGGAAAGCUGACCUGGCAGCAUUGGGCAAGGCAGACUGCAACGCACCAGAGGUAGGAGUAGCAAAUGAAGAGACUAACUUGUACCUGAAGGAGGUGCAAAAGGAUAUGCCCUCUGGUGUUUCACAGCCUCCAGUCUCUGCAGAGGUCUUGAGGAAAGCUGACCUGGCAGCAUUGGGCAAGGCAGACUGCAACGCACCAGAGGUAGGAGUAGCGAAGGAAGAGACUAACUUGUACCUGAAGGAGGUGCAAAAGGAUAUGCCCUCUGGUGUUUCACAGCCUCCAGUCUCUGCAGAGGUCUUGAGGAAACCUAGUCCGGCCCUGGCGACCAAGCCCAACAGCAAGGCACCAGAGGCAGGCGUAGAGGAUAAUAUGAAAACUUUGCCUCAGAAGGAGGUGCAAGAGGAGGUUCCCUCUGAUCUUUCCCAGCUUGCAGUGUCGGCAAAGGCUUUUGGGAUAGCCAGUAUGAGAGUGAUGAAAAAGGCUACAGAGGUGACAGAGGUUUCAACCUCACCUGCAUCAGGUGACCUCCCAACAGUGUUAGUCAUCACUGCCACUGAAAGAACUGCAACCGUUUUACCUCACAAUGAGUCCACCACAAAUAACUCCUCCAGUUUACCUUGCGCCAAAGUACAGGAUAAGGGCGGGAGUGCUCUCAAUGGACAACGUGGCAAGGCCAAUCAGCCUUCAAAACCCACAGAGGUCAGUCAUUCCUCUAUAUCUGAUUGGAGGAAACGGCCAAGGAAACGUCAUAGAUUUAGCGGAUUGUGUAAAAGGAUCUUGAGGUCUACAGUGGCUGACUUUGAAGAGAAAGAAAAAGAGGACAUGGAAAGUAUGGAUUCAAGUGAAGUCCACCUAUUGAAAAAGAGGAAGGAAAUGAUGGAUUUAAUUAAAGUUAACCCAUUGCAAAAGGAGGAAAGGAUGGAUGUAACCCAAGUUCACCCAUUGAAAAUGCCAAGAGAACUGAUGAAUUUGAUCCAAGAUCUCCCAUUGAAAAAGAAGGAAAAGAUGGAUGUAACCCAAGUUCAUCCAUUGAAAAUGCCAAGAGAACUGAUGAAUUUGAUCCAAGAUCUCCCAUUGAAAAAGAAGGAAAAGAUGGAUGUAACCCAAGUUCAUCCAUUGAAAAUGCCAAGAGAACUGAUGAAUUUGAUCCAAGAUCCCCAAUUGAAAAAGAAGGAAAAGAUGGAUGUAACCCAAGUUCACCCAUUGAAAAUGCCAAGAGAAUUGAUGAAUUUGAUCCAAGAUCCCCCAUUGAAAAAGAAGGAAAAGAUUGAUGUGACCCAAGUUCACCCAUUGAAAAUGCCAAGAGAAUUGAUGAAUUUGAUCCAAGAUCCCCCAUUGAAAAUGAAAAGCAAGGAUUUAAUCCACUAUCACCCAUUGAGAAAUAAAGAAAGUAUGGAUUUGAUUCAUGAUGACCAUCCUUUGAAAAAGAAGACCGAACGAUGGGACUUGAAGGCAAUCAUCUCCGAAUGUGGUAGAAUUUUUGUCCCUCACGGUUCAGAAGUUAUCGCCAAGGAUAUAGAAUCUUUGAAAGUUAAGGGGAAAGUGUUAGAUCACAAACAAUGUGCUGACGAGAUGAUGGUUGAAGCUUGUAUCAAAGUCCCCCAACCCAUAGAAACAGGAAAUGGACCUAACCUAGAGUUGAACAAGUCAGAUGAGAACAAAGAUUUGCCCAUAGGGAUGUUAGACAGUAAAGACAGUCUGCAUGAGGUCAAAAUGGCUGAUGUAGGCAAGAUGGCCUCUCUGAAUCCCUCAGAACUGCUCCUGAACAAAGACACGGAUUCUCCUUCCUCAGGAAAACACAAAAAGAAGCGUCAAUAUGUCGCAAUAUCCCUCAGUCAACUAAAGACAGUCCUUUCAAGAGGGGGAAAGAGAAAUAAACCCAUCAAUCCUGCUCCAGAAGAUCAAACAUCACCCGUGAACAAGAAAAGCAAGGCUGAUACUCCUGGCAUGGAUGAAAUGGAAAAUGUUCAUAUCAACAAAGCCAACCCAGACAGAACCACAGGUGCUGUUGAAGUUGCAAAGGAACAGACAUUUGGCCUAGACCCAAAGUUUGCACUAGCAUUAGGCUUGACUCCUACGGAGUUGAAUAAUGAUGCACACAAAUCUCCAGAAAAAAGUGAUAUUGCAUUAAAGAAAGACAUUCAGAGCAGACUGGACCUGGUCCCACCUCAAGCCACAUCUGACCAAACGUCUGAGGCUUUGCCUAGCUCACCUUCAACAACAGUCAUCUUGGCGAGUCAGAGGAGACCAUUCAAAAAGAAACACGAGCACGCAGACUCCAUUAGGAAAAAAUGGUGGUUGCAUUAUCGCUCACCAGCUGCUUUAGAAAGGGAGACAGUAGCUAUAUCCUCCCAACUAGUGACACUUGACCCGGAUGUCAGCCGUGUUGUCAGUAGGGGUAGGCCCUGCGAAGGUGCCAGCGCUGUAUCGUGCCCACCUGCAGAGUCUCUGACCCUAUUGGCCGAUUUGGCUCGCAGUACCAGUAAUGACAAGGUACUGGAACAACAGUCAGACCCAAAGGCUCUUGAGAAACAAGAUGACCACCCAAGUUUGGUGAUAAGUGACAACAGUGUCAAAGAUGGCAUCUCUCCUCAUGAUCCAGAUGGUGAGCGAGAGUUUGUCCUUCCUGCUCUGCUGAAGCACCCUUCUGCUGCUAGGCUUAAACUCCCCCCUCAGUCUCCGUCACCCAAGGGGCUGGUGGUGGGGAGUGGGGAGCGGGUUGUGUUAGUCUCACAAGAGCAUUCAUACUCACUGCCGCCAUCCUCUCUACUAUUGGGUUUGUCAGGUUCAAUCGUUCAAGUCCCCAUUUCGGAGGGACUUCAGCAGCAUCGCAAGGAUAUCUUUGCUGACGGAACUCAAACACUACGGGCCGUCCUGUGUCAGCAGAAGGACCAGAACAGGAAGGAACCGGGAUUGGCUCGGGAAUCCCUGAGCAAAGGAAUCGGGUGCAGGCAGAAGUUCCAUCGCUUCCGGCGGUUCAUUGAAAAAGAUGGCUCAGUUCAAGUGACACGGCUGUGGAAGGAAAACUAUAACUUUAAUUCAGACAGCAAGUUUACCAACGACCCUAAGGAUAAAACAGUUAUUAGAGCCCUACAUGGCCCAUGGGAUUUUGACAUUACGGACACAAAAGAACAGGUUCAGCUCAUUAUCCACAUGUGGAUAGGUCUUUUCUACAGCAGGUCCACUGCGAGGUUCUGCCAGGCAGACUCAAGUCUAACAUGUUUGGAAAAAAAGGAAUCUAUAGAAGUGGCUCAUGGAAUGGUACCAGCCCAGAUUCCACCUGGGACCAAGACAAGUUCCCCUGCUUAUAUAGCCCUCUCCAGGAUACCAGAACCUGACGUUUUGGACCUUAGUAAAAUGGGUAAAAAAAAAGCACAACCAUUAAGCCUGGAAGCUGAGGUAUUGGACCUUUCAAUGAAAACAACCUCAACUGUGCUAGACUCUCUAGACACAGAGUCUAAGCGGAGAAUAGAUUUGAAAAAUCAUCCAUCAUACCUACCAGCAUCUGGCCUGCACAAGGAAACCAUCUCUUGUCCAAAACAAAGUACAGGUGUUGAGUUAAAGGUUUACAGAGACCGUGUGGACAGCAUGAUGUCAGAAAAAUCAAGUGACCUGGGUGAUGAUGAAGACUAUGAAACCAACAACCAUGAGAAUGACAGCAAGGGUACCCUCCAAAAUGGUGUGUCCCCUUACGAAAGAACUUUGGAAAGUGAUCGAUCGUACAUACUUUUGUGUGAACAGGCAGCAAGUGUGUACAUUCAUCAAGAAAAGCUCCUGGAGACUCAAACUGCUCAGGUUUUGGAGGGCAACAACAAAAAGCUCCUGGAGACUCAAACUGCUCAGGUUUUGGAGGGCAACAACAAAAAGCUCCUGGAGACUCAAACUGCUCAGGUUUUGGAGGGCAACAACAAAAAGCUCCUGGAGACUCAAACUGCUCAGGUUUUGGAGGGCAACAACAAAAAGCUCCUCCAAAGGGAGGAGGAGAUGACGGGUGAUGGAGAACCACACGCAGUGUGUCUUAAAACCAUGGGCUCUAAGGAUGUCAAUAAGGAGCAACAACUUAAAGAUAACGAUUCGGUCAAAACAAUGCCAUGCACAGAAGUGCAGAUGGAUGGUGAUGCUGCCAAUAUGGCUGACACAGUUGAGCGUAAUGCAAAGGAAGCCAGAGAUGGGGUUCACGUUGUCAUCUGUGAUGGCAGUGAGUCAAAAGAGGAGAUGCACAAAGUAGAUCACAACGUGAAGGAUUCUGUUGAAGCAGAAAAACCAGAAGCAGUGCAUGCUGGGAAAGAUACCACAAACAAGAAAAUCACUAAAGCACAAACUGCUGUGCAUGUUGGGAAGGAUUUAAUUGAUAACGAUAAGGCACUCAAAGCAGUGCACAGUGAAAAUGUUCCCAGAGAUUAUGGAAACACCAAAGACCAGGUGCAAACUGCAAUGCAGGAUGGGAAUGAUACUAGAGAUGAGACCCUACCAGUGGUGAUUUGUGGAGAAGAUUCAGGAGAUAAAACACCACCUGUGGUGUGUGAUGGGAACACGUCUGUGGCUGAGACACUACCAGAGAUAUCACACACUGAAAAUGAUUCCCAAAAAGCAACACUGGCAGUAGUGCAUGGUGGAAAUGAUCUGAGAGAUACGACACUACCUGUGAAAUGUAAUGGCAAGCUGUACAUAGACGUAGAACCCACUGUAGUACAUGAUAUAAAUGGUUCCACGGAUGAGGAACUACCAAUGGGGCAGGGUGGAGAUGUUUCUGCUGGGACUAGCAGAGUACUGCCAGAGAUGCAUGGUGAGAUUAAAUGUAAAGAUGUACUGCCCACGCAAGUAUUUCCAGUAUGCGAUGGGAACAUGCCUUUUGUAGGCGAGUUUGACACACUCAUUCAGCCCAAUAAUGUUUUAGGAGUGGCUAAACAUGAAAUAAAUGAGGCUGAUGUACAAACUAAAGAACAGGAAAAAGAAUUGAUGCAGGGUCAGAGUAAAUCUGAUGAUGUCACAACUCAAAGUUCCACAACAUUCCCGCCAGGGUCUCAACAUUCUCAAGACGAGACAUUAGAAAGAUUGACAGGUCAGGUAGAAAUACCACUGAUUCCCAGGGAAGACAUCGCACACACAGAUGUUCUACAUUUAAUAGGUGAGGCAUCAGAGAUGGCGCAAGGUCAGGUAGAAAUUCCAUUUAUUGGAGUAGAAAUACCAUUUAUUGGAGUAGAGAAGAAUAGCCAGGAUAUCAAUCACACAGAGGUGCAUGAUACUCCCCCAAGUCAGAAAGAGACACUGAUCACAGUCUGUGAUAGUGCUAAUGUGUUAUCAGGUGAACUGCUAGCAAAAAUAUUUUCAAAGGGAACAGAAUCUGUCAGUCGAUGCCCAACUGUGGAUGAGGUGCUGUAUGGUUACAUCCCCAUUCCUGACAUCUGCAGUGCCUCCUUGGCCAUCUGUGAUGCCGAUGGGGUCAGCAAACCCCUCAGCACUGGGGAAGGUUACAGCAGAUGCCCAAUUCCUACAGAAGACGAGCCACCUUUCGUUCCAGGAAUUUCUUAUAACCAUCACACACCAAACACUGUUUUGUUGCCCAAUGCGAAAGACACCAACAGUCCCAACCUCGAUAGUGGUCUUGCGCUCAUUGAAAAUGAAAAGGAUCAUCAUGAACCAAGUCUUAGUCUCUAUAAAGCUAGGGCUGCUACUGGGUUGCACAAUCUGCAUAAAUCCAGCAACAAUAACAAACCAAAUAAUCUGGAAGCCAUUGAUAAUCGGUUCUCUCAAGUAUUGGCUGAUCCUCGCAAGAACCCAAUCGCCACUAGCACACCUCUCAACACUCCCUCAUCUUCUUUAAAGGAAAGAAGCGAUUACGAUCCAUAUUCAAAUACGCGACUUGCCGCUGUUGAACCAGACCUGCAUGCUCAUUCAAGUCGCCAUUCGCUGCAUAGUUUCUCUUACUCGUUUCCCAACACCCACUGUUCCUUAACAGAGAAAGCUGCCUUCUCUGUGCCAUCAAUCCACCCGGAGGUCCUGUCCAAUGAAACAACAUUAACUGGGAACUUUAGUGAAAUUGCUUUAGAAAGAGAGACUUGCUUGCGUCCUGAUUUAAGUGAGCUCAUCCUACAGUCCACCCGUCUGAGUAUUCCAGCUGGCAGUGGACCUACAGCAGCUUCUCAGAACCUUUCAGUGCACAGUUUUACUCAGCCCCAGCCAAACAGCCAGAAACCUGCCAUGAUUGUGAAUGUCUCCAAGAGUGAGGACAGCAGAGGACAGUACAACUGGGAAGAAGGACAAACAGAUAUUGACCCUAUGUCUUCAGAUGUCCUAAAAAGCAAACAAACCGAUACCCCUGUCCGCUCAAACACUAAUGCUCACCCUUAUAACACACAGUAUGCAACAGAGAUGAGACAGAUUGCAGUUUUGCAAGAUUAUGAGGAUGUUAUGGCUGAUGAGAAUGUUAUGGGUGAUGAUGAGGAUGUUAUGGGUGAAAAUGAGGCACCUUCUGUAGAUAAAGACAACAUUGAAUCCAGUUUAGAGAACAAUUGGAUAUCAGAUGACAAACAUUUAAGAAGUAUAUUCCGGUUAAAUAAAACAAGACUUGACUUCAUCAACUCUUUACGCCAGUCUCAGGAAUGGGAGCAAAGGAAAUUUGAUGGGGUUUUGGACUUCAACAAGCAAGGCACUUCCUCGUCAGUCACCAUUCAGUCUGAAGAAUCAGACAAACUACUUUCCCAUAUGGAAGAGAACCAACAGGAGUGGUUAAAGUAUUGUAGGGCUAAGAGGAGUGGCAGCCAGAUGGAUAUGACCAAGGAAGAAUACUCCUCAGUGGCAAAGCCACGCUUAGUUACCGUUUUGGAUCACAAAGGAAACAGAAUCACCUAUGAAAACUAUCCCGUUUUAAAACCUACAGCAAGCAUGCACACACGGACAGUUCCUGAAUCGAACAGACAGGGCUUGAGCAGUUUUCUGGAGUUCUCCAAGAGGUGGGAUGAUACACAUAACGCUGAUGAAUCUGAUCUUACUCAGUCAUCUAUGGAUCUGGAGACACUCAUCUUCUCAGAGAGAAUGAACCAGAUGCUAAAACAUAAGGGUAGUAGCAGCAGCAGGUACAUCCGAUCGAGACACCGCAGGUCAAACGUAGAAGAAAGAGCUUCCACCAGUAGCCCGGCUGUGACAGUGCACUUUUCCAGUCUACAGGAGGAUCAGGACGGCUCCGAGGAGCACUGGGAGCAGAUACCAUCACUUGCAGGACAAAAGAUCAGAGUGGAGAUGCCUGAAAGGAUGGCUAUGCCUGAAGAAACAGAUGGAGAACCUCAGCAUCUUAAGAAACUUUCGUGUACAAAGGGCAGUGAGAUGACGCAUGUAAAAGUUUCAGAUCUGGUUGUGGAUAGUUUCAGGGUGUACCAUGCUAUGAUGACUGAGGUCUGUGCAGGCAAAAAAUACCCAUCCAGAACUGAGAGACUCAAGAGAGAAGACGCAAAGAGAAACAGUUCGCCAAAGUCUCGAGCUCCAAGCAAAGACAAAGACUUCUGUGGGCAGAUGAAGGAGGACAUGUAUGACAGCCUGCAUGAUAAUCUGAACUCUGUUGUGAGACAGUCAUGUAAGAACAAGUUCAGGUUCUACAUACUGGUGACAUCAUCUGACCCAUUCUUCAGAGAGACGAAGGAGCUGUUAGAAGCAGAGGGCCACAUUGCGGUAGAACAGUCUCAAUUCUGCCUUGGAAAGGAUAGUCCAUUGUGCCCUCUACACAUCAUCUUAAGGAACGAAGAUAUUGCUGAACACAUUUGUGAGGUCCCUCACUUGCUUGAGUUGAAGAAGUCUCAGAAUGUGUUGUUUGCUGGUAUUGACCGUCCUGAUGACAUCGUGAACCUGACCCACCAAGAACUCUUCAGCAAAGGCGGUUUCGUGGUGUUUGAGGGAGCAGCUCUGCACACACUCAGUCUCAGCAACAUGAAGAAAAUGUCUGGUUUCCUGGAGGGAUUGAGUAAAAAAGGGAAGUGGAAAUGGCUCUUGCACUACAGAGACAGCCGGAAGCUGAAAGAGAAUGCACGGUCUAGUGCGGAAGCACAGGGCAAAAAAAUCUUCAUGGACAUCUGCCAGGAGGCUGGAAUGGUGGAGGUCUUACCCUACCAUGAAUGUGACGUCAUUUCAAGGGAACGACCCAACUACCUCCACUGUCUAGUUCGCCUACAGGUCCAGAAUGUAUCGGCUCGUUUACCUGUAUUUAUAACUGACACAACGGCAGACAAAGCGUUUGCAAAACAUGGGAUCUUCACAAUGAAUAUAAACUCUUUCCUGCUGAUUUCUCAGAGUGACACAUGCACUAUUUCUUAAGCUGAUGGGGAAGCUGUCCACAGAAGGCCUCAGUACAUCAAAAUGCAUUAGCAUUCUAUUUAUAAAGCCCUUGUUUAAGUUGUCAGAAAGUUGUCAAAAUGAUUUAAAUUAACCCAACCAAGAGGCCAAUGAGCAGCGGCAAAGAGAUACUCUAAGGAAACCUUCAAACCUCCAGAGGAACCACUCAGAAGGGGGAGGCCCCUUUAAGAAAUAAACAUUUCUAUUGCAAAAUCAACUUUUUGUGGAAUUCUUGGGAGUUCUCUCAGAAAUGUAAUACAUACUGACGAUCUAACCCAGAUCUAAAUCAUUGUAGUGUAAUAAUACAACAACAACAAAAAGUUGUUUAUAUCAAGGCUAAGAACAUUUACUUAGAUCAACGUUUUGGUUCCUUUGUGUAAAUUGCCUUUAAUUUCAUGUAGAUAUAUUUAUUCGUAAUAUUUUUUUUAUUUUUAUAACAGGUAGAUUGUGUAUAGAUUAACAUUUGCUUCGGCAUUAUAUUUCUUCAAUUGUGUAUUUAUAUGUAUGUUUGUAAAGACAUUUAUUGUACUUUUGCGAUAUAAAGAAAUUGAAGUAGUGUU
This is a messenger RNA of Oncorhynchus kisutch (coho salmon), 11432 nucleotides long. RefSeq lists its product as uncharacterized. NCBI's taxonomy places the organism in Eukaryota, Metazoa, Chordata, Actinopteri, Salmoniformes, Salmonidae. The coding region runs from base 274 to 10854 and encodes 3526 amino acids. Gene Ontology annotation, biological process: negative regulation of gene expression, epigenetic. The record is from RefSeq and is a predicted model, not a curated record. The transcript is spliced from 23 exons. Gene Ontology annotation, cellular component: nucleoplasm.